AUAUUUUCAAAAUGUUUGUCCCGAUCAUUUGAUACCCAUAGUGCAGUAACAAGCUGUACGAACGUCUCCCAUAUUACCAAAAUCUCAUAAGCUCUGCGCUUCAGUUAAGCACUGGGUCGCGCUUAACCGAGACAGCGGAACGAAUCAUAACCGCGGCGUGCAAAACCGGGGCCUGACUGUAUUUAUUCUUAUCUCUCCAUUCCCCAGCGUAAAGUUCCGCCUGGACGAGAUGGGUGACAUCAUCUGGUACAACGACCUGGUCCACACCACCAACAGCAAUGCUCACCCGGGAAGCGCUGACUACGACGGCCAUCGGAUGGCCACCGGCUUCGAGUCGUCCAGCUUUUGCCCGUUCAACGACUCCGCCAUGGUGCUGUUCAGCUGCGAGACGUUCGAGGUGGUCGAGCUGAGCUCGGCUGGGCCGGGGUUGAUCUUCGGGGCGUACACCGGGCAUAGCAUUGAGUUCCGCACGAACUCGUACAAUCCGGCCGACCGGAUGACGUUGAAGUGUGAUGGGUGGUGCCGGUUGGCUUGUAAGCGGGUCAAGGAGGACCAAUCGGUGGGGCAAGAGAUCCCGUUUACGCUGCUCUCGGUGCUGGAUGAUGGGAACUUUUGUGAUGUGACUCUGAAGAGUUGUGAUAACGUGAUUUACAACGUCCACUCGCCGAUAUUGCGGUUGAAUGGGUUCGAUUGUAGCAGUAUGGCGGCCACAACCACAUAUCAACACCUAGCGAAUCGAUUCGAGGCCGCCGCAGCUGCCACUGCGGAGCGGAACAACCAUCCGCCGCUGAUGAAGGUCAGCUCGGUGCCGUGUGCCAAGUCUCCGAAGCCGGUGGUGGCGCUGGUCAGCGGUUGUCAACAUAUCAGCCAACGGGCAAGCCCAACCACGACGACGACCCCGAACUUCCUGCUACCGCCGACACUGGACGUGUACAACCUCUCUCCCAAGCUGGUCUCCAACUCGUUCAACUGCCUCGCGGCCAACUCCGACACGAUCUUCCUGGACGUACCCCGCAAGCAUCACGUAUCCUCCUCGGACUCGAACCUCAACUCCGACCGCAACAUCUUCUUCUUCCCCGCCCCGAGCAUGAUCACCCCCGCAACCUUCGAAAGCCCGUUCCAACGAACCAAGUUCAAGCCCCCUUCUUCCCCGUUCCGCGCCCGCAGCCCGUCGCCCUUCCCCUGUUCGCUGGACACCCCACCGUCCUCACCCCUAACACCCCUUUCGGUGCUGAACAACAUCCCGUCGAAGAUGCUGUCCACGAUCCUGCACUGGCUGUACUGUGAAUGUCUUCCCGAAAGCCUCGACGAGGAAACGUGCUCGAGCUUGAUCGCGAUGUGCGAGAGUACGACGCCGCUGAGCCGGAUGACGCCACCGUGCAAGAACUUCCUGCGCAACAUUCAGCUCAAGAAGUUUGUCAUCGAUAUCAUUACGGAUUUGCACGACAGUCUGAACAACAUGAUCCAGAUGGUCAACCCGAACACCAUCUCGCACAGUCCGUGCGUGCUGUGCCAGAUCUUCAAGGAGGGAUUCAAGGAAUCGCUGAUAGCGAUGGUCAAGCUGCUCCAGUUCUGCAACAUCUUCACCAAGGACGCGACCACGUUCACGCGCCACCAGCGCCACGAGAUCAUCAAGUACGUCCGCUCGCGGAUGCCCGUCUUCCUGUCCCAGAUGCACCAGCUGCUGCAGAACGUCAACGUCGUGCUGUGCAGCCUGACCACGGACGAGCGGAACGACCUGGUAUCGUACCUGGUGCCGGAGAUUACGUACGCGCUGGAAGUGCUGACGGCGUCCAUCUCCGAGAUCAAGAACUCGCUGGAGAAGGUUUGCAAGGACCUCAAAUCAACGCACGGUCAAGAAGGUCGAGGAUCCGGCGGUGGUGCCACCGUGGGGAUCGGUUCCCGCGAGAGUAGGAUGGCGGCUCGCGGUCGGACGAGAAGUUCCUCCGGGUACGGGAAUGCCAGCCCGUCGAGCCCGUCGGCAACGGGGGGUUCGUCCGCGGGUGGUGGUGAGUCGAACCGGUUCAACCAGCAAAACUCCGAAAGCGACCUCAAGUUCUUCCUGUACAUGUACGAGGUGAAGAAGAUGCGCGACAUCUACGGGAGGGUGUCGAGCGCGCUCGAAGUGAUACUCCACAAGAGGGCAACCUUCAACGAGAUGAACCAUAUGCAUCAACACCAAACUGUUCGGAGGAAUCUGGAGCAGCUGACACUGGAGGUUCCUCUGUUUAUCGCUCGUCUUGAGGAACUGUGUGAUACGAUUGAUGAGAAGAUUGGCUGGAAGGAGUUCAAGUUCUGCUUCAAGUUUUUGACUAGUCAGGUGAAUGGAAUAAUCUCGAAGCUGUUGGAGCAUAAAGCUGCCUUAAACGAUGCAAUGUUGUAUGUGUCCAACCUGAUCCAGAAGGAGCAGUUCACUCGUGCUAUGCUGGAGCUGGGCCUGCUGGAGAACCGCAGCGUAGACAGCAGCGGGUACGGAGAUCCACGACCCUGUCCGAACCGCUUUUUGGACUAUAACAAUACGAAGCUCAACCUGGUGCAGAGUCUGUGCGAGCCGCCGACGGCUCACCACAGCAGCCUGUCGAAGAACGCCCUCAAGCUGCUGCACUCGGGCCACCUGGCGGACAUGGAGUUCGUGGUGGUGGUGUCGCCGACCGAUUGCCAGAACGAGAACGUCGUGUCGGCGUUCGACUUUAGUCCGGACGAUGCGGCGCUGCUGUUUGGCGGAACUGGAACCGGCGGGGCUGGAACGCCCCAGGCCAAGAACCAGUCGUCGCACACGUUCAAGGCGCAUCGGGUGAUCGUGGCGGCGCGGUGCGAGUGGUUCAAGAAGGCACUGCUGUCCGGCAUGCAGGAGGAUAUCAAUAGGAAAAUUGUCAUCCACGACACCUCGCCGGUGAUAUUCCGAAGACUCCUACUGUACCUGUACGGAGCGCCGGUGGACAAGUCCGUGGGGGUGGACCAGCUGUGCGAGCUGAUGCUGCUGGCGGAUCGGUACUCGGUGGACAACCUGAAGGACAUCUGCGAGAACACGCUGAUGGCGUCGAUCGACGGGGACUCGGUCAUCUAUCUGUUGGGUAUUGCCGACCGGUUCAAUGCGGCCACGCUUAAGGCGAGUUGUUUGUCGUAUCUGUCGCAGCACACGGAACUGACCCGGUUGGAGAUAUUUGGCGAGCUGCCGGGGUAUUUGCAGAGCGAAGUCCAGGACCUGAUCAAGUGGUGCGGUCGCGUGCCGGAACCGUGGUGCGAACAGGGUGCCCGCUCGGAUCGAUCCCGACGCAGCCUCAAGAGCCCUUCGCGCACCAAGUCGUCGUCACGCUCGCGGAAAACCUCGCCCUCCUUCAUGUGACAAUGAUGUGGUCCCGGGACUGCUGCUGCUGCUGCUGCACUAUAAUGACUGCGUAAAAAGAAAAUGCUGUGAUGUCACUCGUGUGACACGUGAAACUAACAAAACAUGAAGAAGGCACAAAUGCCAGGAUCUUACUAUCAAUUUAAUGGGAUAAAACGAUAAAAAGUUAAGUUACGUACAUUAAAUAAGCAAAAUUAAACAAACAUACUGUAGAUAGAGAAUGAAAUUUUGAAUUGAUAAAUACAUAGCGAGUCGUAAUACCUGUAACAUACUGCAAAAAAUAAACAGAAUGGAAUAAAAAACAAGCAAGAACUGAAACAAUAGUAGAAAAAAGCAUACAAAAAAAAAUAAGUCAAACAAACAUUUAAGUCUUUCGCAUUCAUAAAAAAGUAAACAAACACAUUAUAAAAGUCAUGUUAUAGCCUUGAUCGAAACAAGUCGUGUAGUAGAAAUUUAAUCAAGCCCCGUCUAAAACACACGUUAAAUUGUUUGUUCCGUUUUCGAGAUUUCUACCUUUGUGUUGUGAACAAAAGUUAAAAAACAAACUUCAAAUGUUUCUCUUUCAAUUUCUGAAUGUCACUUUUUACUUAAUCCCUUUCAUGAAACAAAACUCUCAUCAGUCAAAAAGUGUGUCUUACGUGAACGGUCAGCUCUCUGUAAACUCUCGUUAACUCACUCGGUUCGGCAACGAAAUUGGUGCGAAAUUGUGCGUGUGUUUAGUUGAGCAGUAGAGUUUUCCACACCGAAAGUAAGAAACGAAAUGUGCUGAGCGGGGAGAAAAGAGAGAAUGCGAAAACACGAAUCGGAAAUCGCGGAAAAUCUGUUUUAUUCCAAAUAUUUUAGAUGUUGAACAAAAUAUAACUCGAUUCUUCUGAAGCAUCAACGGGA
Molecule: messenger RNA, 4234 nt
Organism: Culex quinquefasciatus (southern house mosquito)
Lineage: Eukaryota; Metazoa; Arthropoda; Insecta; Diptera; Culicidae
Exons: 10
Coding region: 230-3346 (1038 amino acids)
Biological process (GO): proteasome-mediated ubiquitin-dependent protein catabolic process; regulation of proteolysis
Cellular component (GO): cytoplasm; nucleus
Molecular function (GO): ubiquitin protein ligase binding
Source: RefSeq, a predicted model, not a curated record